Molecule: messenger RNA, 2946 nt
Organism: Eleginops maclovinus (Patagonian blennie)
Lineage: Eukaryota; Metazoa; Chordata; Actinopteri; Perciformes; Eleginopidae
Gene: nrg2b
Product: neuregulin 2b
Exons: 12
Coding region: 1-2199 (732 amino acids)
Biological process (GO): intracellular signal transduction; nervous system development; animal organ development
Molecular function (GO): signaling receptor binding
Source: RefSeq, a predicted model, not a curated record
AUGAGGCUUGAUCCAGUGCAUUUCUCCAUGCUGGUCAUCGGGGUCUCCUUCGCCUGUUACGCCCCGAGUCUCAACUCCCUCCAGGACCAGGCGUACCGAUCCGCCGUGGUCAUCGAGGGCGAGGUGCGCUCCUCCCCGGAGAACGUCUCCUCCCGGGAGCCCUACAGUGUGAAUGUCAAAGUGCUGGACGUGUGGCCCGUCAACAGCGGCGGCCUCGAGAGGGAGCAGCUCGUGACGGUCGGGGACUUCGGCUCCGAGGCCCCGUGCACCACGGUGGAGAAGGACCACAGAUAUAUCUUUUUCAUGGACCCCACAGCGGAGCCCUUGGUAUUCAAAGCAUCGUACGCCCCUGUGGACGCCAGCGAGCCGGAGCUGAAAAAGGAUGUGGAGCGAGUGUUGUGCGAGGACUGCGCCUCUGCUCCUAAGCUCCGGCUGAUGCGAGGCCAGUCUCUAGUGGAAGGGGACAAGCUGUACUUGAAGUGCGAGGCGUCGGGGAAUCCCAGCCCUUCCUUCCGCUGGUACAAAGAUGGACACGAGCUUCAGAAAGGCAGAGACCUCAAAAUAAAGACCAACAAAAAAAACUCCAAACUGCAGAUCAGUCGAGUCCGUGUGGAAGACUCUGGCAACUACACCUGUGUGGCUGAAAACUCACUAGGACAAGACAACGCCACGAGUAUAAUCAGCGUGCAGAUCUGUGAGCAAUCUGACUACUUAAAUUUUCAACACCUUGUGAUUUCCCUUGUAGUGACCACCACCACCCCGUCUUCAGGUGUGAGUCAUGCGAGGCGCUGCAACGACUCGGAGAAAGCGUACUGCGUCAACGGAGGCGACUGUUACAUCAUACAUGGCAUUAACCAGCUGUCCUGCAAGUGUCCCAAUGACUAUACGGGGGACCGCUGUCAAAACUCCGUCAUGGCCGGUUUCUACAAGCUUCUCAGAAUUGAAUUUAUGGAGGCGGAGGAGCUCUACCAGAGGCGGGUGCUUACGAUCACAGGCAUCUGUGUGGCGCUGCUGGUGGUUGGCAUCGUUUGUGUGGUGGCCUACUGCAAAACCAAGAAACAGAGGAAGAAGAUGCACAGUCACCUGCACCAGAACCAGAACCAGUGUGUGGAGCAACCCAACCGCAUGCUGGCCAAUGGGCCCAAUCACCCUGGGCCCGGCCCCGAGGAGAUCCCCAUGGUCGACUACAUCUCCAAGAGCGUCCCAACGACAGAGUGUGUGAUCAGCCACGGAGCUGAGGGUGCAGGAAACUACGCAGGCAGCCGAAUGUCUACCCGCUCCCACCACUCAACCACUGCCUCACAUGCUUCCAGACACGAGGAACAGACGUGGAGCAUGGAGCGAACAGAGAGUAUGAACUCAGACUGCCAGUCAGGAGGGCUGUCCAGCUCUGUGGGAACCAGUAAGUGCAGCAGCCCCGCAUGCAUGGCAAGGAGGGCCGCCCACUGGGGAUGUGGGGAUAUGUCCGGUCCAGGAAUGCAGUACGGGGAUUCCUACGACUCUCUAAGAGACUCGCCUCACAGUGACAGGUAUGUUUCGGCCCUGACCACCCCAGCACGCCUGUCUCCGGUGGAGUUCCACUAUCCCCCGUUGCCGCCCCAGGUGCCCACCUUCCAGAUCACCUCGCCCAACACAAGCCACGCCCUCUCCCUGCCCCCCGCCGCUGCAGCCUACCACAGAGAGGAUGAUCAGCCGCUGCUACGAUGCCCAGAUGUACGUAUAGGCACAGAUUUAUACAGGCAGCCCCGGCGUCCGAGGCGACCUUACCUGACCGAGAGCACAGGAAGUCUACCUUCAAGCCCCUACCGACUCCCUGACGAGGAGGCCUACGAGACAACGCAGGAGUACGCCUCUUCGCGAGAACCCAUCCGCAGCCGGCGCCGCCCGCGACGCAACCGCCUCAACGGACACAUCUCGCAGCGUUCUACAGGCCUACGGGACUACAGCUCGCAGAGCUUCAGCCAGUCAGAAGAAGAGGAGGAAGAGGAGGAGGAAGAGGACACUCACGGGGAGAGCACGCCUUUCCUUAGUAUGCAGAACAUGAACAUGGACCCGCCCUUAACUGUGCCGGGCCACCGUUCGUCCUCCGGCGCGGACACACGGACUCACCGCGGGCUGAGUCGACCGGGGACGCGCAGCAACGGGCAGAGCCGCGGCUCCCAGUCGCACCGCUCCAAGGCUGACAACAUGCCCCUUUAAGACUUAACCCCCCCUGCCACCACCCACCCCUCCACCUCACACACUCUCCCUCCUCCUACACACAACCAGUGGACUAGAGACCUGCACCUAGGAGAAAUAUUUUUAUUUUGUAUAACAGACAGAUAUUCUAAACAAAUGAAAUAUUUAUUUUCAUUUCAGCAAAAAUUGUCUACUAGCUAACAGCAAAGACUUUUUUUAUAACGGGGGGGAAAUAUUUAUAUGUAAAGUUUUUUGAUUUACAGCAUUAUGAGAGAUGAAAAAAAUAAGAGAAUUACGUGCCAAUUUUUUCACAAGUUAGAUAAAUAGAAUAAUAUUGUGGUGCCUUUUGCUGUAUGCUGAAGUCGGAGGUCCCAUUGAGUUUUUGUAGCCUUUCUUAUAAAGACUCCUCGUUUUUUAUAGAGACCAACCCUCUUCCUCUUCCUUUUGCUUUGUUUUUUCUCUGAUUUGGGAUCUUCCUCUUUUUUGAACUGUGAUCUGAUUAUGUCAUCAUGCAAUAUUGAUUCCUCCUGUGUAAAAGGUGUCUGUUUACAUGAGUAUGAUCUGCGCGAUGCGCUCGUUCCACAGGGACAUUAGUCACUGACGCAACCGGAAGUGAAGGGUAGUUUUUUCUUGGAUGAUUUUCGGAUGAAUCCCAUCGGCCAUUCAUGUCGUCGUUCGCUGCCUGUCAGUCAUUUGUUGUUAUUUCUGUGGAAACAAGAGUGUUAGGGAGUUGUUGAGGGGAAGUAAUUUCAGAUUCCUGUGUAGGUG